AUGAAAGGUGAAGAUGUUAAGCCUGAGGAAUCUGUUGUCAGUAUUGAACUGUGGGAUUUUGCUGGACAACACCUGUAUUAUGCAUCCCAUCCUGUAUUUUUAUCAUCACGUGCGCUAUAUAUCUUGGUGUGCAACCUCAGCAAGUCAUUGCAUGACACAGCCAAACCCUGUGUGAGACAAGGGUCUCGUGAUGUUGAUUUGGAAAACCCAAAUGGGGAAACAAAUCUUGAGAAUUUGUUGUCUUGGUUGUCCACAGUGCAUAGCGUCGCACAGAUGAGAAGAGAAACCUGUGAUGAUGAAGAAGAGGAGGUGCCUCAUUAUUUGCGCCCCCCAGUGAUCAUUGUAGGGACCCAUGCAGACAAACCAUUUGAAGAUAUUGAAACAAUGAAAACAGGAAUCCAGAACGCAAUUGCUGGUAAGGACUAUGAAGGACAUGUGGUGCGGCCUAUCUUCAGCAUUGACAACACUGCAAAAUUAACUCAAAGAAAGAUCAAGAAAAAAGUUUUCGGGAAAGAUGAAAACAUAGAUAAGAUCCAAGCUCUACAAGUCAAAAUCUUGGAAGUGCUAAGACAGGAGCCUUACAUUGGGGAGAGGAUACCUAUGAGGUAAAUAAUGGUUAUACAAGAAUAGAAUCCAUUAAAGUAAAUAUUAAAAAUAAUUUCAAGAGUUGAGUUGUGAACGCACUGAAAUUAGGGUUUUUUUGUAUGGCGUUUGUUUCCGCCAGUCCUGGUAAGAUUAUUUUUUUUGAUAUGUAAUGUGUUUCAGGUGUCAUCAUUAACUUGUUGACUGUGACGCUAUAUAUAAGUGUGACCGCAAAACAUCUAAAGGCUGGUUCAUUGUAGUCCUUUACUUUGGUUAAAAAAAAUUACAGCGUGUACAGAAAAAGUUCAGUGAUUCCUGAAUGAGCUACCUGGCGGUCAUAAGAAAUGAAUAUCUCGUUGCUUCGUCGUUUAGAAUUCCCGGUCCAUUGAGGUCAACAAAAAAUUUCCCGUACGGGUGGGGGUUAGUAUUUUGCUGUUUUUAUCCGUGACACUUCUAAAUGAAGCAUACAUGCGGUAAAAACAACAAAACGGUUUAGGAGUACUGGAAACAAGUUUGAAAAAUAAAAAAGAUGGCGGCCGAAACGCGGAGAAUUUUUUUUGGCUUUCAAAGACGUUUUCUGGGCAUUUUCUUCGCGCUGGCUACCCCUCACGGGUUCAGGUCAAAUUCAAAGGAAAACAAAAACCCAGUUUUUAUCACAUUCCUUGGUUUAAAAGACUGUGGUGGUUUUAAAGGCAGACGAGAGAUGGCACGAUAUCAGGUGGUACCGUUCGCUAUUUCUGCAAACUUUGGUUGUAAUCUUCCCGCGAAAGUCUACGCAAGUGAAAAUCCAUACAAAAAUGGCGAUUUUUAGUUGGUUUUUAGCGCGAAAAACCCAGUGAAAUCCGAUAAACUGGCAUUAAUCGAAGGUAAGAUCUUGAAUUUGAUGUUUUUUGAUAAUUAUUAAUAUUCCGGUGGUACCCAUUGAGAUUUGGUUACGAGUAACUCACAAUCAGAGACAAAAAACUCUCAAAGUCGCUUCAGUCUUAUUAUUCCGCCAUAUUUUAAAGACCAAAUCGUGGCUCGAAUGCGGCUCUAGCCUGUUGAAUUCCCGGAUGUGACCGGGCAUUCUACGCGAUGUGAAACAAGUUAACCAUAAAAAACACUUCUGACUGGAAAGUGGGGGCUAAUUGUCCAUAACGUGGGGGCUAGUUGUCGAGGGCUAAUUGUCUGGGGGGCGAAUUGUCCAGAUUCCUCUGCCCUGAAGGGUUUGAUAAUCUUAUUUUGAAUUGGCCGAAAAGCACUGCAUGUGUACAUUUCAUUGUCGUUUUAAAAAGAUAAAGUAAAGUGGAUCACACACCCGUUCAAUCUGUAGUAAGCUGCAUAAUACAUGGUGAACAUUCAGAACAUGACCAGCUUUUAACUCAAGAAAGACCAUUUUAAUACCAACUAAUAAAAAAUCUUCAUGGUUUUUCACAUCUCAGCAGUCAUGUUUUGGAGCGUUUGCAUGCUUCUGGCACCGGUUGUUCAAACGAUGAAUCAGUAUCAAGCGGAAAAAAUAUCAGUAAACCUAAUGGCACUAUCCACUAUUUAUCCAGUGAAAAGAUUUAUCCACCUUUCGCACAACUGGGCCCUGUACUUUAGUCAGCACAGGUAUACUGUGUCGUUACAGACAUGUAUACUUUAACACGCGCCAUCAGUUUUCUCUUUGGUUUUGUAAACUAGGUGGCUGAGCUUUGAGAAAGUCAUCAACGCUUUGCUUUCCAAGCCAGUUUAUUACCUGAGUAUAACAAACCUAAGGACCCAUGCCAAGGAGAAGUGCUUCAUCAGUGACGAUGAAGAGUUUACCACCAUGGUGAAUUUUUAUCAUGACCUGGGGAUAAUUAUCAAGCACCGUAGCACAGUCACCUUGAGUGCCAAGUGGCUGAUAGACUUGUUCGGGCAGCUGAUCACUAUUCCAGAUUUUAGGAAAAUGGUAAGAAAGACAUUUUAAACGUGUUUUCAAACUUACAAUGCUUUGUAAUGGCCCCCAUUUUGGAUGAAAUCAUGGGUGUCAAACCGUGCCGUAACAAAUAAAAAUGAUUAUGUCUCAUACAUUGCACGCUAGCUUUCGUGUGUGACAUCAGCACAAUCUACCUUUAAAGGGGUGCAAUGGAAGCACAUUGCAUGACUUGUAGAAUUAUCCUCAAGUGUAGUCUUAAAGGAACGUCUCACAACAAAAAAAAAAAUGGAAAGAUACAUAUACGUCUGCUGAAACCAGCGACUCUUUAUGUCGAACAAUCAGAACGCACUUUUAUAGUUUCUGGAAGUGAAAUUUGGACCUUAAGAAUUUUCCGGAGAGUAAACCAAAUAGAGGAUUCUGGCAUUUACGUGACGCUUUAAAGAGCAUUCUAUAGAUUUGAAAUCUGAGGUCUGUUUAAAAGGCUAUGAUCUUUUUUCGCCCCCAGAAAGAUUUAUUCACAGUUAUACUUUCUAAUCAGUCUUUCGUAACUUUCAUUUUAGACGUGUCCUCACACAAAUCCGCAAAUUACAAGGAGAAAAGUUUUCCUUGAAUGUUUGCUUAAAAUGUUUAGUAGCUUAUUUCUUUUAGAGAACUUGCUAAACUUUAUUAGUAUAACAUUUAGAAAUGUAAAAUGAUCCUGGAAGAAAGCUAUUUUGAAUAGUUUUGUGAUCAUUCAAUCAAUCAAAUCAAUCAAUCAAUCAGUCUUUAUUCUUCGUAAGAUAAAAAGACAUAUCUUAAGUUACAUCAGCAGUUAGGAUUCUAAAAAUACAUACGACAUACUGUAUACAAAUAAUAGAAAGAUUAAAGAUUAUAUCUAAAAAUAAGCCUAUUUACAAAAACAUUCUUAAAUGUAUCAGUCUUUAUAUCCUAGCGAUGAGCACUUUUGUUUCUGAGUUGUUACUUUGUUUCUUUCUUCUUCGGAAAGAUGUUACUAAGCUGGCAAUCGGGAUCCACUGAACGUACCUUGAAAAGCUUCUUAUCUGCCUUUUCUAAAAUUUCUCGAAUGUCCAUUCUCUUAGAUGUGUAUUUCCUUUUAAAACAUCUAUCCAAAACGUUUUGUAUGACCGUGAAAUCUGAGUCUACAGCGCUAUAAACAGGCAGACCAUAAGUGAUAUUCGGUAAAACUAAGGCGCUAAAUAGGUGGCUACUUCAACUUGACUAAAACCUUCCAUCCGUAAAAAAUCUUAAUACAAACAGACACUAACAGUAUUUGCCUUAAUCAACUUAGCAUGUACGUGUUCGCUAUAUUUACAAUUCUCCUGAAACCUAACACCUAAAAUGAGCAGUGAAUGUUAUUAACUUGCACAAUAUCCUGAAUAAAACCUUUCUUGCGAAAAAUAAUUUCUUUACAUUCCUCUUGUUAUUCCGUCUUAGGUCCCUAAGUUUGCAAAGCACUGGAAGGAGGUCGAAGAAAGCGGUGUUCUCAGCAUGGAACUGCUUGAUCAUGUGUUUUCCAAAUUUCUUCUGGAGGGCGUUGCUAGGAAAGACAUUCUGGAUUUGAUGGAACAAUUUGGAUUGAUUGCAAAAUUUUCAUCUUCAAAGACAGGUGAAAAGUAUUUCGUUCCAUCUCAACUCAAAGCUUCGCCUGAUUCCCUUUGUUCCAUAGCGCCCUCAAGGCUCGACCCUUGUCCUCUGUUUGUUUACUUUGUCAGCGGUUCUGUUCCCCAUGGUCUGUUCACUCGGCUUGUUUCUCGAUCUGUCCGUUGGUGUUCAGAGGCUGGUCCAACUCAGCCCCCUACCCUGUACCAAAAUGGAGCGUGGUUUAUCAUUGGGAAGCAAACUUUCCAUGAUUUUGUUCUUAUUUGUAAGAAGCAGUUUAUUAAGUUUUUUAUCAAGCAAAGAAACCAACUUCAGCAGAUCUCGGUGGAUGGCACAAGUGAGGUAGCAGUGCAUGUUCGUGAGUUUGUGGAGGCAACUUUGCAAACUUUGUCACGUGAUCUCUAUAAAGGUGGAUUGCAGUAUCAUAUUCGGGUCGCCUGUCCGUAUUGUCAGCGGGAAAAGUGUUCAAGGCAUGAUCAGAUUGCAUGUUCUCAUGAAGAUUGUCUUCAUCUCCUUGAGUUAAGACAAGGCGAUCCUCUGAUUUGCAAGAAGAAACCUGUUGAGGAGGUACUCACAGUUAAGGGACAGCAAAAGUGGUUCUCGCAAGCAGAAAGUAAGGUAGGUAGCAGUGAAAUGCGAUCUCUAGCAGUAGUCUUAGCAAAUUUCAUAUAGCAAGUGAAUACACAUACUACUAAUAAAAAAAUUAUGUCCUUAAAAGAUGGCCAUCUAUUUAAAAUAAAAAGGUUUCAACAAAGUCUAUGCAUGUGGUUUGUCAGGUUAUAGUGUGAUGUACAACGUAUGCCUUCAUUUAUCCUACCACAAGCUUCCUUGCAGUGUAUGAGAAGGCUUUGUUGCUGUCAACUUAACGAACAUUGGUUCUUAAUAUCAAGUCGGUUGAUAAGGUCAAUUGGCUACCAUCUAUUACUAAUUGUUAUUGGCCUGUUGACAUUAAGCAGUGGGUAUAUAACUUUUUCUCAAGUCUUUUUAAUGUGCUGUUUUGCUUUAAUGUUGAGUAAUACGUUUAUAGCAUCUAACGUGUUGAUAACAUGUUUUGCAAACUUUCACUCCAAAAUGUAGAAACCCCCAGAUGUAAAAGUUUAUAUUUUAAAGUGCACAAUUUUGGUUGCUAUGCAGGAGGCGUGUACUCAAUCAUCAUCACCUGAUACUGCACAAGCUCGUCCAGAGAGUCUUGUACUAAGAGUUGCCCUUCUCGCGAAUGAGUGGGGGUCGUCCAAGGGUGGCUUGUCAACGAUAAACAGAACUCUUGCCAUACAUUUGGCAAAAGACGCAAACGUAGAAGUCACCAUUCUUGUACCUGAAUUUGAGUGUGGCGAAGAGGAUAAGAGAGCUGCCGAAAGUCACAACAUUGCCAUCCGGGAAGCAGAGCGCCUUCCUGGCUUCAGUGAUCCUCUUGACUGGUUGAGUUUUCCACCAGAUGACCUUGACAUUCAGGUUGUGAUCGGCCAUGGAGCAAAGCUUGGCAGACAAGCACAAAUUAUCAGAAAGUCCCAUCGAUGCAAGUGGGUGCAGGUUGUUCACACUGAGCCUGAAGAGCUGGGGAUGCAUAAGAACUAUCCAAGCGCCAUUGCCAAGGGAGAAGGGAAGAACAGAGCUGAAGUUGACCUUUGUCAAAUUGCAGAUCUCGUUGUAGCCGUUGGACCCAAGUUGAAAGAAGCGUUCUCGUCCAAGUUGCGUUCAUCUCGUCGAGAUAUCCUUCAACUGAUACCAGGUUCCUUCGCAGAGUUUUCAAACAUUGAACAUGCUGAACAAGAAAGUGUAAAUUUCAAAGUGUUAGCCUUCGGUCGCGGUGAUUUCGAAGACUUUAGUCUUAAAGGAUACGACGUUGCUGCUCAAUCCAUAGUUGAAUUGAAGGACAGUUCCUAUAGUCUUGUUUUCGUUGGUGCACCCGAUGGAAGGCAGGAUGAAGUCGCAGAAAUCUUACUCCAGACUGGCAUUUCAAAGAACCAGCUGAUUGUCAGAUCAUUUGUGAAAGACAAACAAAGAUUGAGAGAGUUGUUUUGUGAAGUCGAUCUGGCCAUCAUGCCAUCAAGAACUGAGGGGUUUGGUUUGACAGCAUUGGAAGCCAUGUCAGCUGGUCUUCCCAUUCUGGUUAGUGGAAACUCCGGAUUUGGAAAAGCACUGCGUGGUCUUCCAAUGGGUGAAUCAUUUGUGAUCGACUGUGAUGACCCCAAGGAAUGGGCAAAGGCAAUUGCAGCCAUCCGUCAAAAAUCAAGGACACAGCGGCUUGAGGAAAUUCAAAGACUGCGAAGAUGUUAUGAUGAAAGAUUCUCUUGGGAGAGACAGUGCCAGGCCCUUGUUGACAGGAUGUGGAAGAUGGUUUAUGGUAAGAAAUCAAAUUUACCGAUAGGAAAGUAACAAUAAUAAUAAUAAUUAGUACUUGAAAAUGUGAAAAUGCAUAUCUUAUCAAGAUUAUCCUUCAUUUGACCUUCAUCAUUCAUCGCUGUAUGUCCAUGGCUUCUGCAACAGCGAGUGCAUAAAUACAUUUUUACUACAUUAUUUUUCGUGGUCCAUGUGCAUCGCUGUAGAAAUGUUGUCAUUAACCUUUUUAACCUUAAUGUUAACAUUCACACUCUCCACACUGUUCUCCAUACAUAUCUUGUGUUACUGAUUAGGAGAAUUUGUUUAAUAAUCAAGAUCUUUUUUACCGGCUUACCAAUUCCAUUGAUUAUUUUCCAAUUCCCCAUAAUACACUCUGUCUGCCCCCCAAAUUUUGCAUAACUUAUUGUCUUAAAAUGCUUUUGGGAAAAUGCGAUACUCCCAGGAGCAUUUAAAAACAAUGGUUUAUGCAAAAUUUGGGGGGCAAACAGAGUGUAUUAUGGGGAAUUGGAAAAUAGAGAAUUCUUUAAAACUUUUAAGUAUAAUUUUAUAAAAUGUUGGCUACACUUGAAGGAGUUAACAAUAAAAGAAAAUGAAAAUCUAUAACAUUGCGAUACAUCAAAGUCAUCUGAUUUCUAUUCAUAUGCCGCAGUAAUGGUGGGGUUCUCUUGUAUAUAAAAAGAAAAUAACAACAAAAGCCCAGCCAAACUUUUGGGUUAUAACUUAUUACAAAAAAUGAAUGGAGGGCUUUUAAGGUUGGAAUUUUUCUUUUUUUAAGAGUGACAUUUUUUUGUUAUAAUCAACACUUUUUGUUUAAUUUACAGGUCUUGAAAAAACCAAAGAAGGUGACUUUCCACCGAACGACUGUGAAAAAGUUGCUGCAGCAGGACCGAAGGCAGGUAAUGUAAUUGUUUGCUUUGUCAAUAAAAGCAAAGACAAAAUUUAUUUUGCAGUAGAGUGCGGUUAUUUUCUUCUGUUGAACAAGGGUGCUUUCGAUUAUUCCGAUGCUUUUAGCUUUUCAAUGGUUAGUGUAGCAUCUCCGAGUAUUUAAAUUCACUGCUAAUUUUAAACUUUAUAGGUGUUGAAAAAACCAAAGAAGAUGACGUUCCACAAAAUGGUUUUGAAAAAGAUGCUGCAACAGGACCGAUGGCAGGUGAUGUCAUUGUUUGCUUUGCCAAUUAAACCAAAGCCAAAAUAUAUUUUUGCAGUAGAGUGAAGUUACUUUGUUCUUUUAAAAUCACAGUAAUGUUUCUGAAAUUGUCGACUGUUGUAAGCUUCAGACCAAUGCACUGUGCUGCACCUGUUUUAUGGAACUCGCUGCCAUUAAGUAAAAGAACAAGUAGGAGCCUUGCCAUUUUUUAAAAGCAUCUUAAAACAUUUCUUUUUAGGCCGGAGAGCUUAUAAUUUACUAGAAUAACUCUGAAGUUUAGUGCUUAAGUUUGUAUAGAAUUAGACUUUUUAGAUUUUCGCAGAGCAUGGAAUUUUUUUAUUAUUAUUAUUGUUAAUAUUAGCUUUUUAGGAAUUUUUUUUAAUUGUAACUUAAUGUGAAGCGCUUUUGAAUAUUUUAUAGUUCUAGUACAGGGGGGGCCCACGACAUAGUACUAGGCGCUAUUGGAGUCGUGGGCCCCCCCCUGUUCUAGUACUAUACAAAUUCUUUAUCAUUAUCAUGAUCAUCAUCUCCUAUAAAACUGGCGCGAAAUAACCUCGACCGUAAAAUUCCCAAAAUAAUCUCCGGAGCUUAUAUUUUUCAAAGGUUCUUUUUGAGGGGCUUCUUUUUGGAGGGGCCUAUAUUCGGAGGGGCUUAUCUACGGAGGGAUAUUUGCGUUUCAAAAUCGAUUAAGCUUCCCUUAUAGAUGGAAGUAAAUUUACCAUUUUUGCUUUGUUUCACUCUGUAUUUGAGGGCAAGUACCAGCCCCCGGGGGGCUUAUAUUUGGAGGGGCGAUUUAACGGAGGGUUUUUAGCGUUACCGGUCUGGGGGGCUUACAUUUGGAGGGGCUUAUACAUAGAGGGGCUUAUUUGCGGAAUUUUACGGUAUCUUAUUUUGUCUUUUUCAUCUUCCGCUUUCAGGUGAACUCAUUUUCCGUGCACUUCAACAAAUCCUACUGGAAGCACGCAUAGAGUCCGGCAAAACCGAGCUUUCGCAGGCUUUAAAGAGGAUUGCCUUGGAAAAAGGUUUUGCGAUUUCUGACAAUCAAGGAGAGGGAAACUGCAUGUUUUUUGCACUUUCAGAGCAGCUUGACCUCAUCAAAGGAAUUCAAAUGUCCCAUGAUGAGUUACGCCGAACUGUUGUUCAACACCUUCGGGAAAACCCCAGGCUGGUAAGUAUCUUAUUACCUUAUUAGGGUGCACACAUUUGCAGUAUACGAGCAUAGCCGUGGCAUUUGCCCGCUACAUUGUUUUAAUUCCUCUUAAAGUUAAAAACAAUAAGGCCCUGUCCACACGUAUCCGAAAUACGCGUCCACACGAAGCGUAUUUGAAUCUUUUUCGCCCGUCCACGUAAAAACGCUAAAAUGAUUGAAAUAGGAAUAGCAUCCAUUUACAGAGCAUGCGCAAUGUUGUGUUCUAAGUCCUCUGUAUUCGUCCAUCCGCACGUCCUUUUCUAAAAUCUCCACUCUUGGGAACAUUUGUGAAAACCUGCUUCUUCGGCGCCCGAAAAUGCCGAUCACGUGUGGACGGAAGGCUAAAAUGGACAAAUAAAUAUCCGAUUUAAAAAUAUAUAUAUCUGGAUACGUGUGGAGGGGGCCUCAAAUUCCUGCGAUUGGAUGUGAUGGCUUUACGGGUUUGCUGCAAAUAAAUCCACCCUUUAUGAGCAAAACAUCAGCUCUGCAUGAGCAUCACGCUUGUUUGUACGUUGCUUCGUCGUUCACUGCACGACUGCGACGCAAAACGUCCGUAUGCGACGUUUUGUGGAGGGCACCGAACCCCCUACAGUGAAUUAUUGUUUUCGGGCUUGGAUACAGUAAUUAAGAACUCAAAUCUAAGACAAUUCGUCGGCUUAUGUUAAAUUAAGCAUUAUGAUAAAGUUUGAGAGAACACUCAUUCUUUUCCCAAGUUACUUUCGAGUCGGAGGCAUAAAUGGAUACGGAGAAAUUUUUUUACCUGUUAUUGUCGGCUCGAUCGUCAUGCUCAUGUCCUAAUUUAUUUUUUAACUGUACGGUAUAUUGCUGAACUUGAAAUGUCGACCAACACAAGUUUUGUGUGAACAGGAUAUGACUACACACUGGUUUAAAAGUCAGAAUUUCCAAACUCAGAUUAUUUUAACAGUAAACAUCCCUUCCCUCCUCUCUCUCUCUCUCUUACACGUGUAACGGACACCUCCCUAAAAGUGUUGGUCCCUGCCGUUCUUAACUGUUGUUUUUUAACAUUUUUAAGGAGAGUAGUGUAGGUCACACAGGUUAGACCCCUUUUUGUAGUCGAAUCUUAUCACUGUGAUGACAUGACAUCUUUAUCUCAGCAAUAAAAUGCGGUGGAAUCUCUUCAAGAUAACGUUACGAGCUAUUUUUAUGUAGUAUUUAGUAUAUCCAAUUAUUCUUAUAUUGAUGAUGUAACUUGUUGGGGUCUUGUCCUUAUUUUGUGAGAAUGAUGCCGUAGAUCAUUUUAAAUUAUGCGCGUCAUGUUUUUAUUUGGUCAUGAAGACACCUCUGAGCCAUGACGCCUUCAUUGUCCAUUGCAGACAACUUAAUCUGUGUUCACACUAUACCGUAUAGUUUUUUCGCGGGCACGAAAAUCAUAUCGGAUGGGGUUUCAGUUCACACAUAAGAACGGUGAUUUCGGCGCGAUUUCUGUUAAACGGAGAGAAGCUGUGCCCCGCCGAUCUUUUAAGUGGAGAGUCACAUAUCGGAUAGAUGUUCACACUUUACUGGAUGGCUUUUCGUGUCGUCACCAAAGCUUAUCUGGUAUAGUAUGAUCAUAGCUUUAUUGUUCUGGUUCCGGUUCACUGAUUCUUGGCGCGCAAAGGAGAUAAAGACGUCAUCGACGUUAAUAUAUUCCACUUUAAAAAAGACGUCUACCUGGUCCGUCCUAUACUACUAACGUGAACAAAUCUCUGCUUUAAUACUUUUCUCCUAAAACAGUGUACACCAUACUAGUGCUGAUACCAGCGGGGUCGGUCUUAGAGAGAACAGACUUCGUGGCUGUCUAAAUAAAUACCUUCUACAAAAGUACUCUACAUUUUCUCUAUUAACUAUAGUAUUUUCUUUCUUUCUUACAGCCGGAUGGGACAGAACUGUUUCAUUUUGUUGAUGGAUAUAAAUCUUGGGAUACUUACCUCACAAGUAUGAUGGUAGAUGGUACAUGGGGUGAUCACGUGAUUCUACACGGCGCGGCAAACUGUUUUCAAACGUGCAUCUACGUGAUCAGCAGUCUUCCGCAUCGCCAUGAGGUAAUGAUCUGCCCAGAGUUUGAUGUUAGUGGUGGCAACCGGCUUGUGCUGGGUCAUGUGCACGAGCUUCACUAUGUUAGCCUUAUUCCACAUAACGGAAGUAAAGAUGUCUGA
This is a messenger RNA of Porites evermanni, 10892 nucleotides long. Lineage: Eukaryota; Metazoa; Cnidaria; Anthozoa; Scleractinia; Poritidae. The record is from the annotation of a GenBank genome assembly.